AUGGACUUCUCGGGUCGAGCAGGUAACAAAGGUGGCGGUAUCGCCGGAGCCUCCGAGAGCAAUGUCGACCGACGCGAUCGGCUGCGUAAGCUCGCGCUCGAGACGAUCGACCUAGCCAAGGACCCUUACCUUCUCAAGAACCACCUGGGCGGCCUCGAGUGCCGACUCUGCUUGACGCUCCAUACGAAUGAGGGUAGCUAUCUCGCCCAUACUCAGGGCAAGAAGCAUCAGACCAACCUUGCCAGACGUGCCGCCCGUGAAGCCAAGGAAAACGCGUACGACUCCAACAAGCUCAUCACCGCCUCGGCCACAGAGGCCGUGCCGAAGAAGCAGUUUGUCAAGAUCGGUCGACCGGGAUACAAGGUGACCAAGGUGCGCGAGCCUUUGUUGGAAGGUGGCGAGGGAGGUCGACUCGGAUUGCUGUUCCAGGUGUCUCUGCCAGAGAUCAAGGAGGGUGUGGUGCCGAUGCAUCGCUUCAUGGGCGCGUUUGAGCAGAAACAAGAGGCACCCGAUCGAAACUACCAGUACCUCGUCGUCGCUGCAGAACCAUACGAGACAAUCGCAUUCAAACUCCAAUCCCGCGAAAUCGACCGCAGAGAUACAGGCCUAGUCACCUCGUCAGCACCAGCCACAAGACCAAGACCAGAACCCUCCACUUGGAGCCACUACGACCCGGAUGGAAAGACCUUCUCCAUCCAAGUCAUGUUCAAGUAA
This is a messenger RNA of Moesziomyces antarcticus, 714 nucleotides long. RefSeq names its product splicing factor 3a subunit 2. The record is from RefSeq and is a predicted model, not a curated record. Gene Ontology annotation, molecular function: nucleic acid binding; zinc ion binding. The transcript has a single exon. Gene Ontology annotation, cellular component: U2 snRNP; catalytic step 2 spliceosome; U2-type prespliceosome. Lineage: Eukaryota; Fungi; Basidiomycota; Ustilaginomycetes; Ustilaginales; Ustilaginaceae. Bases 1 to 714 code for a protein of 237 amino acids. Gene Ontology annotation, biological process: spliceosomal complex assembly.